Messenger RNA from Paramecium sonneborni, 1287 nucleotides. NCBI's taxonomy places the organism in Eukaryota, Ciliophora, Oligohymenophorea, Peniculida, Parameciidae. The record is from the annotation of a GenBank genome assembly.
AUGCAAGAAAUUAAAUCUAUUCUGUAGAGUGAGAUCAGAAGUCAUGAUUAAAUAGAAGAAUUAGAAGAAUACUUUUAUAAAUAAUUCGAUUACAUUCGCAACUUGAAAUCUAAAUUAGAUGCACAUUUAUAUCUAAUGUUAUUUGAAUAAAUCAAAUACGAGAAAUUUCCACCAUUGACACCUAUAUUUGAAGCAGGAGAUAUAGGAAGAAGAAUGUAUUUUAUAAUUGAGGGUACAGUUGGCAUAUUUAAACCAAAAAAUGCUGAUGCAAAACCACAUCCUGGUAAAUAUCACAAUUUUCAAGAAAUUACUGAUAGACGAUAUUUCUAAUAUUAAUUUGUUAAUAUAUUAAAAGCAGGAACAUAUUUUGGUGAAAUUGCAUUACAUUAAAAGGGACCAAGAAAUGCUUCUGUUUGUUCUAUUACUAAAUUAGAAUUAGCUUACAUUACUUAUGAUACUUAUCAAAAGAUAUUAUCUUUAGCAGGAUAAUAAUAAAAUGAUUACAAAUUUAACUUUCUCAAAUAGAUAUCACUUUUUGAAGGUUGGAGAGAUAGUGCUCUAUUAGUUAUGUUAAUGAACUGUGAAGAAUAAUAUUACUCUCCUUUUACUUAUAUUUUUAGAUAUAAUUAACCCAUAGAUUAUGUUUAUUUUAUAGUCAAUGGAGAUGUCAAAUUGAAAGUAUUUAAAAAAUCAGAUGAAUUUGGAGAGUAUAAAACUUAAAUUAAUAAAAUUGAUGGAAUUACUCAUCUUACUACUAAUCAAUAUUUUGGUGAUAUGGAAUUAUAUUAUGAUGAUUCUUAAAAUCAAUUAAGAAAUUCAGAAGCUCAAACAUAAUCUACUUGUAAAUUAUUAAAAAUUUGUGCUCAUUAAUUUAUUGAAAAUUAUAGACUUUUUUCUACCAUUUCUAAACCAAGGGCUAUUUCUUAGAGAUAGCAACAUCAUCGUAGCUCUAUGUAAAAAAUUAGAGAUAAAGUUAUUUCUUAACAAAUAAAUUUAUAAGUUAUCAAAGUUUAAGAUCCUCCAAAAUAGAUUGAAGAUAUUCCAUUUCAACCUAUUAUUCCAUAAAUACCAAUCAGAUUUAAAGUUAAAUUUGGUUAAGUAUAAUCUUAAGAUUAUUUAUCUCAAAGAUCUUUAUUAUCUAAUGAUAUUUUAAAUCCAGAUAGAUUACGUUAAACUUUUGGCUAUGUUCCUAUGAAAUGUAUUGAUUCUACAUUUAUUAAUUGUGUUAAAUAAAUGAGAAUUUCUAAGAAAUCACCCUAAAGAAGAAGAACCUAUAGUAUUAAAUGA